GCUUGCACAGCCACAAUCCAAACUUCAUCAUGACUUCGACGGAACGGCUCAUAAGUUCUAACCUCUCGCGACCUACUCGCCCCAAUAUCGUUUGCGCGGUAUCAUACCGUGGGUGUCGGGCCCGAGGAUCUAGUGGUGCUGAUAGUAGAUGCUUCUUUCAUUCUAGUCACCGGCCGUUCCGGUCACCGGUAGUAGCGGGACAUGACAGACAGCACUCAGAAAUAUACUGUAAAAUGAAUCACUCUUCUUCUUUGUAUCCCAAUCUACAUCUCAUUAAUCAUUCUCGAGCUCCAUAGAAUCUGAAUUCUAUGGCUACGGUGGCAUACAACGAAAGCGUGGCGUCCCUGAUGACUGGUCUCGGUAUAUCAUCGAUUGUUUUCUUGAUUUUGACUGCGCAAGUCUGGAUCUAUUUCAGGAGGCAUACUAUUCGAUCUCGAGAAAACUGGCAGAGCAAACUCCUGGUUGCCAUCAUUUGGUUGAUGCAAGCUGCUCAAAUGGGAAUGACUUCUCGGAUCGUGAGCGUUCGUUCAGUGGAUUUCGAGGAUUUCCCCCAAUUCAUUAGCCGUAUCUCGAUAGAAUGGGCGAUUUACACUGGAAUAUGUACCUUCACAACAUCUCUUGUGCAUGCCGUUUUUAUCUGUCGGGUUUGCAGACUUGAGAAGAGUCUCUGUGAUAAAUGGAGAAUGUCAUUUGUUCUGGUAGGGACUGCAUUGGGCUGCCUCGGAAAAGUGAUUUAUCCUGCAACGGAGAGUUGUUGUUUAAUCAAUGGAAAUAGUCUUUGGUUUUCUCAAGGCUAUUUGUAUGAUAUAGCUUCAAAAUAAGUGAUUAUACUUACUACACAAUGGCUCUUUGGGCUCCCCCGAUCUCAAUUGG
This is a messenger RNA of Suillus subaureus, 873 nucleotides long. RefSeq lists its product as uncharacterized. The record is from RefSeq and is a predicted model, not a curated record. Bases 309 to 821 code for a protein of 170 amino acids. Lineage: Eukaryota; Fungi; Basidiomycota; Agaricomycetes; Boletales; Suillaceae. The transcript is spliced from 11 exons.